AUGUCAGAAAUUUGUAAACAAAAACAAAAAAAUCACUGCAUUUCUUGGUUUCUUUUUCUUUUAAUUAAAGUUUAAACAAAUUAUUUAUCAAAUAAUUUUCUGUAAAAAAAAAUGGAUCCACAACGCUUCGAUGGUAUGUUAAUGGAAAUCCUCCAAGACCGCAAAACUAUUGCCGGCUUCUUAGAUGCAAUUUUCGGCUUCUUAUCCAGAAAUACGGAUUUCUAUUACGAACAAAAGAAUAAAGAUGACAAAAUUGGCUUCCCAUCUGGAAUGAAAGAACAAAUUGUUAUGAAAGUCUUGCAAAAGUUUGAUCCAAAAUAUCGAUAUGUUACUGAUAGCAUGGAAGUUUCACCAGCAAUUACCGAAGUCGAAGUUACCACAACUGAAGAACUUCCAAUGCAAACAGAUUCAGAAAUCAAAGAAGCAAGUGGAAGCAAAUCAGAAAUUCCCAAAGAUUCAAACAAAAAAGAACUAUUUUCGACAAACGAGUUCCAUAAUGGAGCUCGUUUCGAUUCUUAUUGUUGGUCACAAACUUCCACUGAAAUCGAAUUACAUAUCUGUUUGCCAGAAGGCAUCAAGUCUUCCAAGCAUAUUGGCAUUCAAAUCGAACCUAAUCACAUUAAAGUCAUUUCGAAAUUGGAUCCAGGAUCUGUUCCACUUUUCGAUGGAGUAUUGAGUGCUAAAUGCAAACAUAAUGAUGCGUUAUGGACAAUCUCGGAGGGAAAACUUCAAAUUACUUUAGAUAAAAUGAAAGAAGCUUGGUGGGAUCGUUUGGUUGAUGGUGAGCCAGCAAUUGAUGUUAGUAAAAUUGAUUGCACUAAAUAUAUGGAUGAACUACCACCAGACUCACAAGCUGCCAUUGAGAAACUCCGAUGGGAACAACAACAAAAGGAAGCUGGUAUUCCAACAGAAGCGGAAAGGAAUAAUUUGCAGAGAUUGCGUGAGGCGUGGGAUGCUGAGGGAUCGCCAUUUAAAGGACAACCAUUUGAUCCUUCGAUGGUUAAGUUUAAUUAGAACUUAAACAUUGAUUUUGUUUACUUUUUUAUAAAGACUUCAUAACAUU
Messenger RNA from Episyrphus balteatus (marmalade hoverfly), 1063 nucleotides. Its product is annotated as nudC domain-containing protein 3. The coding region runs from base 112 to 1014 and encodes 300 amino acids. Lineage: Eukaryota; Metazoa; Arthropoda; Insecta; Diptera; Syrphidae. Gene Ontology annotation, cellular component: cytoplasm. The record is from RefSeq and is a predicted model, not a curated record. Gene Ontology annotation, biological process: protein folding. The transcript is spliced from 4 exons.